GCAAUCCUUCGCACGCAUGUGCAUUCGUGUGGUAUGCAAUGUUGCCAUGUGUUCUGUCUUAACGUGCAGUGUGUUCAGUUGCAUGCAUGGCGUUGGGCAGAGGUGGUCGGCGUUGUUCUGUACGGUGGUGCGCUGGUAUGCAUUAUGUGGAAUCGCUUUUCUUUGUAUGGCAUGGAUCUGUUUUGCGUUAUGCUGACUCAAACUGACACGUUGCUCACGUAGCGCUCACCCUGUAGGCCAGAAUUGCAUCGCAAGGGGUGCGUGCUUGAAGCAUUGGUUGUCUAAUGGGUUGCGCCUGUUGUGCGAGAUGUUGACGCUGUUCGCAGUGAUCGCGGACGCUACGGAGACCUGCCCCGCAGAGGGCUGCGCGGACGUCGGGGCGCGGCUCUGGGACCAGAUGGGCUGCAGGGGCUGCGCGCUGAGCGGCGCCGAGGUGCGGCAGCUCCCCACGGGCGAGCGGGGCAUCUUCGCCGCGCGCGACCUGCCGCAGGGCCACACCGUGCUGAGCGUCCCGGUGGAGCUGCUGGUGACCGUGUACCGCGCGGCGGCCACGCCCCUCGGCAGGGCGGUGCUGGCGCUCCACGAGGAAGAGCCGUUCGGCGACCUGGACGGGCUGCUGCUGACGGCCUGGCUGCUGCACGAGGGGGCGCUCGCCGAGAGCGAGUUCGGCGCGUACCUCGGCUCCCUGCCGUCCAGCUUCCCGGGGCUGGCCUUCAACUUCUCGGAGGCGGAGGUCCACGCCUGUGCCGGGGGCCUUGCCGUGGAGGACUACGUGCUGUCGCGCAGGAAGCUGCUGGACGCCGAGUUCGCGCGCCUGCGGGCCCUGCAAGAGGCAGGCGACCUGUCGUUGGAGCGCUUCCUGCGGGCCCGCUUCGCCGUGUUCAGCCGCACCUUUACGCUCUCGCGGAUGCGGCUCAACUUCGACGUCCAGAUGAAGAUGGGCAAGCUCUGGGCCACGAGCUCCAAGCACGGCCUCGGCGGCGACGCCGGGAAGGACGAAGCCAUGGCCCUCAUUCCCCUCGCGGACAUGAUCAACCACGCCGCGGGCGCAGGCGGCAACGCCAAGUGGAAGUACGAGGGCCUGGGCUCUGGCUUUGAGAUCAAGACCCGGCGCGCGAUCACCGCAGGCGACGAGCUGCUCCUCAACUACGGGGACAAGGGCAACGACAUGCUCCUGGCGCACUACGGCUUCGCCGUGCCGGGGAACCGCCACGACAAGCUGGACCUGACGCUGGCCCUCGGCGGCGCCGCCGGGGACGGGGCCGCCGCGCACCCCCUGAGCCUCCGCGGCGACCGCCCCGCCGACGUCGAGACCAUCGAGGCGCUGCUGGAGGCGUGCCGCGCGGUUGCUGCGGCGCGCGCGGGCGCCGGCGCGCGGCGGACGCCGCCCGAGGCGGAGGCGGCCGCGCUCCGGGUGCUGCUGGGCUCCCUGGACGAGGCCGCCGCGCCGUUGAGGCCUCCCGAGGGGUGCCCCGCCGCCUGCGCCGUGUACCGCCGCAGCCUCCUCGCCCUCCUAGCCACCUGGCGGGUCUUCGCGGAGCGCGCGCUCGGCCUGCUGGAGCCCGGCGGCGGCAGCGGCGCGUGGGAUGCCAGCGGGGCCCCCGAGCCGCACCUCCUCCACGCGCGGCUCUACUUCGGCGUCUGGUUCCGCAGCAGGGGGAAGCGCCUCGUGGUCCCGGAGCGGCUCGGCGCAGAGCUGCUGCGCCGCGCGCAGGACUUCGGCGGCGUCGGCUACGUGGACACGCUCGCGGACGUCGAGAGUGCCGACGCCCACCUCCUGCGGUGCUUUGGGUAUUUUGUACGUUCCAGCAGCGUGGCUUUCCUGGACGACCUCUGGGAGGAGAUUGCGGACGGCUUCAUUCCGUGUGCCAUCUGUGAUAGCCGUGGCCACUGCAAGGCGCACUGCGACCCCGCCUUCGAUUGGGACAUGCAGCCUCUCGCGUCUGAGGUCGCUGGCCUCACUGGCAGCAUCGGCAUGGGCAAGAGCACCGUCUCGAAGUGGUUUGCACAGAUGGGCGUGCCCGUUAACGAUGCCGACGCGGUCGUGCAUCAGCUCUACGCCCCAGGGGGCGCAGCCGUCGUCCCCGUGAGGGACCUGUUCGGAGCGGAAGUCGUCGGCGAGGAUGGCGGCAUCCACCGCCCGGCCGUGGUUGGCGAGGCGAAUUCGGAGAACCUGAAGAAGGUGGAGGCCAUCGUAUUUCCGCUCGUCGACCGGGCGCGCGACGCGUUCAUCGAGUCGGCCACCGAGCGGGGGGAGCCAUUGGUCGUGCUGGAC
Prorocentrum cordatum is the source of this 2275-nucleotide messenger RNA. The record is from the annotation of a GenBank genome assembly. Lineage: Eukaryota; Dinophyceae; Prorocentrales; Prorocentraceae.